GCCCCAGCCCCGACAGCCGGCCCGAGCAGUCCCAUGGCAGAGCAGGUGGCCCUGGUCAUUGGGGGCCUCGCUGGGGGGCUGCUGCCACUCCUGUUGCUCAUCUGGGUGAGCUGCUGUCUCUGGAAGAAGCUUCGUGCCACGUUCACCUAUGAGGAGCUGCCGGGGAGCACCGCUGCAUCCGGCAUUCAGGGGGGCAAGCUCUACCCACCACAUGCCGGGACCCAGCCAAGCAGGCCCCCAGGUGUGCCAUUCGUGGUGCUCCCUUCCCUCCAAGACCGAGACUGGGUACCCCUACACCGUGGAGAGUGGGCCCAGGCCCCACGGGACCCCCGCCUCGCCCCGGAGCCCAUGCGCCACCCCUCCCGCGGCAGCUUUGGUGAACCGCCCCACCCCUGUGUUGUAGGAAAUGCAGGCAUGAUGGGGACCAUCAACCCAGAGCUAUACAAGUUCCUGGAGGACAAGAGUGAGACCGACUUCCCCGAGGGCUGCCUGGGGCGGCUGUGGUUCUCCGUGGAAUACCAGCAGGAAGCCGAGCGGCUGCUGGUGGGCUUGAUCAAGGCGCAGAGGCUGCAAAUCCCCUCGGAGACCUGCAGCCCCCUGGUGAAGCUCCAUCUGCUGCCCGACGAGCGGUGCUUCCUCCAGUCCAAGACCAAAUGCAAAACCUCCAACCCACAGUUUGAUGAGCACUUCAUCUUCCAGGUAUCCAGCAAGAGCAUCACACAGAGGGUACUCAGGUUCUCCGUGUACCACGUGGACAGGCAGAGGAAGCACCAGCUCCUGGGCCAGGUGUUCUUCCCCCUGAGAAAUGAGACUCUGGCAGGUGACUGCCCGCACGUCAUCUGGAGAGACCUGGAGGCCGAGAGCAGGGAGCCUCCCUCCGAGUUUGGAGACCUGCAGUUCUGCCUCAGCUACAAUGACUGCCUGUGUCUCCUGACCGUGGUCGUGCUGCGAGCCAAGGGCCUCCGGCUCCAGAAGGACCCGAGUUUCGUCAGUGUGUUUGUCAAAGUGUCUCUGAUGAACCACAACAAGGUUGUCAAGUGCAAGAAGACUUCGGCUGUGCUGGGCUCCGCCAACCCCGUGUACAGCGAGACUUUCAGCUUCAGGGCCGACCCCGUGGAGCUGGACACGGCCAGCCUCAGCCUGACAGUGGUGCAGAGCGCCAGAGGGGAGACCAGCCACCAGCUGGGCCGGGUGGUGGUGGGCCCUUACAUGUGCACCCGAGGCAGACAACUGGAGCACUGGAAUGAGAUGCUCAGCAAGCCCAAGGAGCUGGUAAAGUGCUGGCAUGCGCUCUGUCCCCCGCCUGAGCCCUGACUCGGCUGGGACCUCCGGUCUGCCUCUGGAGCCUGUCCUCUCCCACGGCAGCCGCAGGCCUGGGCGCUCCGGCCAGCACCCCACUGGGCUGCCAGGCCAGCCCGAGCCGGGGCAGCGUGCGUGCUGAUGCACAGGAGAGAAGAGGGGACGAGAGAGCCCCAGCCAGGUCAGCAGCGUGGCUCGCCGCCAUCUGCCAGCCUCAGAGACCCUCCCGACUCACUCCAUCCUCCUCCACCCGUGGGGCUGCCUGGGCUGCGAAUUCCAACCCCUGGUCAGCACAGUCUCCGCUGGACCGGAAUCUCAGGCUUUCAGAAGAACGAUGCUGGGAGGGGAAGAAUGAAGCGGGGGAAAUCGGAGGGGUGGACAAACC
This is a messenger RNA of Leptonychotes weddellii (Weddell seal), 1684 nucleotides long. Its product is annotated as synaptotagmin-15. Lineage: Eukaryota; Metazoa; Chordata; Mammalia; Carnivora; Phocidae. Gene Ontology annotation, molecular function: calcium-dependent phospholipid binding; clathrin binding; phosphatidylserine binding. Gene Ontology annotation, biological process: calcium-ion regulated exocytosis. Gene Ontology annotation, cellular component: plasma membrane; exocytic vesicle. The record is from RefSeq and is a predicted model, not a curated record.